AUGGCAACUCCCACAGACACCGCCCUCUUAACCACCAACAGCGAAACGCUUGCGCCGCUCCUCCCAAUCCUCAACGCCUUUGCCCAUCGCCACAAGAACCAGCACUCUUCUACACAUUGGUGGUCUUCAUUUUCUGUACUGCGCCGCGCAGUCCGGAACCUGGCCGGCGACCUUGUCUUGCGUCCCAAGAAGACCAAACCUAGCAAUGCUAAGCGGGAAAGCCAUCCGGCUCUCGUGCGCGCAAAAUGGAUGAUGCGCCAUGUUGUUCCUGACGCAUUCGUUGCCUUCUCACAAUUAGCUGCCGAUAACCAGCAUGCGCCUCUGGGCCUACUCCUGCUAUCGAUCCUCGCUCGCGUCAACACUAUAAUAUCCCACCUUGUUCCCACCGGUCACAACCACGAGCCUUCGGCCUCUGCUAUCACGAAACCAAUACUCACGAAUUCAAAAAGAUCUAUCCCAUCAGAUUCAGCAGUACAAGAGGCUCCAAGUCCCACACUAGAUAUGGGUGUAGCCAUUUCGCGUGACGAGCUGCUUCUGUCUCGGAGGACAAUGCCAGAAUCAGAUACACGCUUGAAGGAUCAGAAACCCAAGGAACGCAAGUCCAAGAUUGUGCAUACAGAGACCCAUACACACUCAUCAAGAGGCGAUGUCAAAGAUAGGCCGAAGAAGAAGAAGAAGAAGGGUGGCGACGCACUGUCUAGUCUAUUCGGCUCACUUUAG
Molecule: messenger RNA, 720 nt
Organism: Fusarium sp. VM40
Lineage: Eukaryota; Fungi; Ascomycota; Sordariomycetes; Hypocreales; Nectriaceae
Source: the annotation of a GenBank genome assembly